AUGGCGUCCUCGGUAUUCUACAAAUUCAAGUCGCAACGAGAAGAGUCACGUAUCACAUUUGACGGCACUGGUAUAUCCGUCUUUGACCUCAAGAAGGAGAUUAUACUAGCAAAUGGCCUCGCGAAAGCGAAUGACUUUGACCUUGUCGUGCUCGACCCGUCCUCAGGUGACGAAAUCAAGGAAGAUACAGUGGUCAUCCCGCGAUCUUCAUCCGUAGUGGUCAAGCGAGUACCCGCAGCGCGACCUGGACGUGGGAAGGCUUCAUAUUACACGGCAGGUGUAUUGGGUGGCAACAACCCGGAUGGCAAACCUGGCUGGAAGGGAUCUAUGUCGAAGCGAUUCGACGGAAAGGAGGAGCCACCUAAGCCAGCACCGGCCUCUCAAGCAAUGCAGGCGGUGACAUCGGCAGCGGCGGAUUCGGACGAAGCAGCAGCUCUUGCGGCUAUGUUCCAAAUGCAGUCCGCGAACUGGGAGGAAACACAGGAGAAGAUGUCGCAGGCUCAACGCAUCUAUACAAACCCUCGACCAGGCUUCAAGGGAGGUAACAAAUUCCCUCAAAACGACCGCCCCUUACCAGCCAGCUACGUAUGCUACCGCUGCGGAAAGAAGGGACACUGGAUACAAGACUGUCCGACGAACAGCGACCGCGAGUUCGACAACAAACCGCGCAUCAAACGCACGACAGGUAUCCCGCGUUCGUUCCUCAAAACUGUCGAAAAUCCAGAUGCUGGUCCCGGACGCGCCGGCGUCAUGGUUACACCCGAAGGUGGCUACGUUGUGGCGCAGCCGGACGUCGCGUCGUGGGCGAAACGUGCAACGCGGCCGAAGGUUCUGACAGAGGCAGAAGUGCGCGACCGCCCACCACCUCCUGCUACUGGUCUGGCCUGCCCAUUGGACGGCAAGCUAUUCGCGCAAGCCGUCAAGACACCCUGCUGUAGCUCCACGUACUGCGAAGACUGUAUCCAGAACCACCUUCUCGAGAAGGACUUCAUCUGCCCGCAAUGUGGCACGCGCAUCCAGAGCUUGGAUAAGCUCUCACCAGAUGGCGUCAUUCGUGCCCGCGUACACGAAUACGUUGAGCGCACGAUUGAGGAGAGCCGCGUCGCAGCCGAGGAAGGCGCUCAGGCGGGCGCUCCCGGACAGCAGGCGCAGCCAGGCCAAACGUCGGGUCAAGUACCACAGGACGGGUUCGGCGAUCCCGAGACGAUACGACAGAUGCUGGCUCAGAGCAUCAGCGACCUUCAGGCGCAGAUACGGCAGUUGCAGCAGAGUCUGAACCGGACGGAUCUCGCACCGGACGUGCGCCAACGCUCGCAGGCGUCCUAUCGGCAGAUGCAGAUGCAACUGCAGCAAGCGCAGGAGAUGGAACAGGCGUUCAGCAUGGGUAUUGUGCCGUCUGAGAUGAUGGGAAUGGGAGGCGGGUUCAACCCUGCUAUGGGCAUGCCGCAGAUGGCUAUGGGUCCGCCGAUGCCUGGGGUGAUGCCUGGGAUGGGCGGGGUCGGCGGAUUCCAGAAUCAACAGCAACCAAGUGGUGACAGCGCGUACCAGCGACUACCGGUCAAUAACAGGCGUCGCGGUCCCUUGAAGCGCGAUCGGCCAAGUGACUUCCUUGAUGUUACGGCGCAGGAUGGGGAGAACAAGGUUGCGCGUUACUGGGAAUGA
Molecule: messenger RNA, 1662 nt
Organism: Peniophora sp. CBMAI 1063
Lineage: Eukaryota; Fungi; Basidiomycota; Agaricomycetes; Russulales; Peniophoraceae
Source: the annotation of a GenBank genome assembly